Molecule: messenger RNA, 1916 nt
Organism: Aphanomyces astaci
Lineage: Eukaryota; Oomycota; Saprolegniomycetes; Saprolegniales; Verrucalvaceae
Exons: 4
Coding region: 17-1681 (554 amino acids)
Biological process (GO): transmembrane transport
Molecular function (GO): transmembrane transporter activity
Source: RefSeq, a predicted model, not a curated record
GCCAUUGUGUUAAGUCAUGGGCGGAGUCUGUAGCUAUUGGACGGUGGUCGUGCCUACAAAGUCCCCUGCAGAGGCCAUGGCGGAGCAGUGGCUGUUUGUGCUGCCAAUGGGAAACAACUUCUUUGCUCGGCUGGACUGCAUCCGCUUCCACCGGAUGUGUCUGUGCCUCGCUUGCUGCUUGGUUCAGUUCUGCUCCGGGUCGAUUUACUCGUUUACGCUGGUGUCAGACGACUUGGACGCGUUCUUUUCGGGGGCCAAGUCCAAGCAAUGCAUGCAAGCGCUGCUGCUGGGGUACAUUUGUCUGGGGGCUACCGCAGCUCUCUCUGGGCCUUUCUUGGAGCGCAAGGGCCCCCGCGUAGGAAUGGCGAUUGGAACGAUCAUGGUGGGGCUGGGCCAUAUCUUGGCCCAGGCAGGGGUCGCGCGGAAGGACCUGCGCUGGCUCAUUGUAGCCUAUGGCGUGGCGGUUGGCAUUGGGUUUGGCCUGCUUCUAAUUACGUCACUUUCGACAGUCCAAAAAUGGUUUCCAGAUCUUCGCGGGUCCAUCACUGGACUCUCGGUCGUGUCUUUUGGUGUCGGGAAUGCCGUCUUCAUCAAGGUGUUUGCUGUGUAUGUAGCGCGCAAUGAAAUCCACAAGCUGUUUUGGGUCACAGGAACGGCGACUGUCUUGAUCUUGGCGGUAUGCACGCUAAUCAUUCGAACCCCCCCAUCGACAUUUACCGUGCGUGGCCACGACACGCACUGCAUCCCAGCUAGCCGCGCGCCAUCCCCCGACCUCGUGCAAGAUGAAUACCUCAAAAUUGGUAUGACAUUUGUCAACUACCUGGCCGUGCAAAGCCAACUGGAGGGCACAGACGGCCACUAUUUCCAGCAAGUCAAAGCGUUGAGUUUACUCCAGUGCAUCUUCUCGACGGACUUUGUCUGCAUGUAUGUGGCAUUUGCCGCCAGCAUCAUGCCGAUUGUUGUGUUCAUCCCUCAAGCCCAAAGCCUGCAAGAUUUGUUCCACGUUGACAACAUGACGUUCAUGUUUUACACAUACUUGGCCAAUUUAUCUGGGCGGCUCGUGGCAACCGUCGCGUCGGACGUGUUGAUUCGAGUGUGGUAUGCCAACCCAGCAUUUGCUCGAAAGAUGGUAUUUGUGGCCCUCUUGGCCUUGGAAUGUGUGGCGCUGGUGGCUCUACCGCAAUUCAACGUUGAUUUACUGACCCGCCAGUGGCUGUCCAACGCGCUGACGUUCGCUUCGGGGGGCGGGCUUGCCCUCAUGCCUUGUUUCGUUACGGAUAUGUUUGGGGUGUACAAUUCGGGCUCCAUGUACGGGCUCAUCUGGACGAGUUGGUCGCUGGGGGCUGCGAUUGCAUGGCAUUUCCUGCCUGGGACGACCCUGACCAUCGAUUCGUACGAGGUGCAGCUGCACUGGAUGCUCGUCUUAGCGGCCACGGCGCUGGGGCUGAUGUUAUUUGUGCGCACGAAUUCCAGCGACCGGUUCUUCUGUGGGUACCAGCUGACUGCCUGCAACAAAGUGCUCGUCCAGGUGCCGUUUGGACGUCAACAUGCCACGAACGAGGACGUGCUGGACAGCAUGAGUUUCACGACGCACACUCCUCGAAGCGUCGACGCUAACGCCGAUGGAUUUGUGCUCUGGAGUGGCGAAGGGUAUGGUGCCAAACACAUCCGCCACGUGUAGAGGAUGCUGUUAACCUACUGACGAUUAAAUGUGCAUAUAUAUACUCCUGUGUGAACCACGCGAAGGCUGGUAAGUGAUUUACAUGCGCAGCGCUUUUGAAUCGAUGUCAAGAAAUGCUCGUACCACCCGAGUUAUUUCCGUGUAUCGAUUGGACUACGCUUGACUGAGUAAAUUCCAGGAGUAAUAGAGAGGUUUAGCAACUCGUAUUUGUCAAAUCGAUUAACGAAGAAUCAAA